AUGGAUUCUUCAUCGUCUCCCACAACAGAUGAACUUUCCGAUCGUGUUUGUUGGGUCUGUCUAGAAUCCGGAUUAAGUGACAAACAGAACGAUCCGUGGUGUCAUCCUUGUCGAUGUCGAGGUGCGCUUAAAUGGGUGCAUCAUCAUUGUUUGCAGCGGUGGAUUGAUGAACAACACGCCGGUCAAAGUACUUCCGUUCCGGUCUCCUGUCGUAUCUGUGGAACUCAAUAUGAGAUCCUUUAUCCCGAAGCCAGUCCGUUCUAUAUACUUCUUGAAGCAGUGGACGCGCGAACCCGAAUAAUAUCAUAUUAUUUAGCUGGUGGUUUGGUUCUGGCCUCUUUUUAUUGGUCGGCUGUCACCUAUGGAGCUAUCACUGUGAUGCAGGCGAUGGGUCACCGUCAAGGACUGCGCACAAUGGAACAAGCUGAUCCCCUUCUUCUGAUCCUCGGACUUCCCACAAUUCCAGUUUGUUUGCUUUUAGCUAAAACCAUCCCAUGGGAGCGAGCUUUGCGCUCCAUUUGGCGCCAUCAUAUUCGUCGAUGGGCGAUCGUGCGCUGGUUUUCCAGUAAAACCUCACCAACGUGGCCAGUGCGAGAGGAAGCCAUGGAACCGGGUAGUGAGGGCUAUGAAUUCCCCCGUUUCCUUUGCAGUGCCCUCGCCUUGCCCACUGUAGCUUCGGUGACUGGCAGAAUUCUAUUCCGUCCAGUACGAUCAGAUUUUCAUAGAAUAUUGUUGGUACUGUUCUACUAUGUGCAUGGUGCAAUACUACUUUGUGCUAUUUCUACUCUUGCCGAUUUUCCGCUGCAUUUACAGGGUGGACUAACCUACCUCGGAAUUAAAGGCUUACUGUCCGUCUCAUAUCAAGAAAUGCGUUACACACGGGCAUGCAACCGUACGGUGAAGGAUUUCGAAGCACGGGAAUAA
Echinostoma caproni is the source of this 924-nucleotide messenger RNA. Lineage: Eukaryota; Metazoa; Platyhelminthes; Trematoda; Plagiorchiida; Echinostomatidae. The record is from the annotation of a GenBank genome assembly.